Abrus precatorius (Indian licorice) is the source of this 1730-nucleotide messenger RNA. RefSeq names its product 15.4 kDa class V heat shock protein. The transcript is spliced from 2 exons. The record is from RefSeq and is a predicted model, not a curated record. NCBI's taxonomy places the organism in Eukaryota, Viridiplantae, Streptophyta, Magnoliopsida, Fabales, Fabaceae. Bases 132 to 539 code for a protein of 135 amino acids. Gene Ontology annotation, biological process: response to heat; response to hydrogen peroxide; response to salt stress.
UUCAUCACCCAACUUGCCCACUUGCCUAUAAAAAGCCAACCAACUACCUAUCCUUUUCCAACAACACCAUACAACAUCUCAAUAUUUAGCAGCAGCAGAACAACUCCAUAAUUCUGUCACAUGACCAAACAAUGGAGUUCCCAGCAUCUCACUCUGUUCCCUGGCAAUACCUACUCCCUUCUCACCUUCUCUUUCCCUACAAUUUCAUUCCAGAAAACUAUGUUCGCUGGACAGAAACCCCUGAAUCUCACAUUUUCUCUGCUGACAUACCCGGUGUGAAGAAAGAAGAGCUGAGAGUGGAGGUUGAGGACUCAAGGUACCUCAUAAUCAGAACUGAAGCUGUGGAUGAAUCCACUGAACCUGCGAGGAAGUUUGAGAGGAAGUUUAGGCUUCCGGGGAGGGUUGAUCUCGAUGGCAUCUCUGCUGGGUAUGAAGAUGGAGUCUUAACUGUUACAGUUCCAAGAUCACUUAGGAGAGGUUUCUACAUUGACCCUGCUGAUGUGCCUGAGAGUGUUGAAUUUCUUGCAAGAGCUGCUUGAAUUAACGGUGCUUGUUUUUGGAGCUACCAUUUGCUGAUUCAUCCCGGAAUAUUCUAUGGGAAUUAAACAAUUAAUGAAACAUUGGUUAUGGUGUCUUUGCAUGAUUUGGGCCAUGUCAAGGUCAUUAUUGUGUACAAAAUGUUUGUGAUCUCAUUGUUUUCUAUUAUUUUCAGAAGUGACAUCCAAGAUUAGAACUCACAAACAUGGAUAUGUAGAAGUAAAACAAAUUUACAGGUUCCUAAUUUAGCUAACUUUUAUUAUCGUGUGUUUCAAGUCUUUUCACUUGUUGAGUGUGCGUGAUUAUUGUAGAUAACACACAGCACAUGAGGACGAAUGAACUUCCAAGAAAACGGGUGGAUCUAAUUUCACUCUAAAAUAUUUAUGCUGGAUGAAAUUAAUUUGCCAACCCACUUUGGUAAUUUCGAAUAUUUUUUAAGGAUUUGUUAGUCAAUUGCUUCCGUUGGAUUUAAAAAUGGCUAUGACUGAAAAAUCUUCUUACCAAACAGGCCAAGUGGAUGCAGAUAUUUUUUGGGGGUCGUAAUCGGCUAUUCAAUUUUUUAUUUAUUGAAGAGGGCAAUUUUGAGUGCACAAGAAUCCACAGACAUGGAAUAUUUCCAUGUCCCACUCCCAUUCAGAAUUGCAUCACAUUCACAUGAUCACUAUGUUCCACAAUUUUUAUUAUUAUUUUGGAAUAGAGUAUCAUUUUUAUAUAAAAAAUAACAAAUAAUGUUUCAUAAAAAUUAAACAAUUUUAAAAUAUUUUUGAGAUAUAUAUAAUGAUUUAAAAAAUUAUAUAUGAUAUCAAUUUGUAAAUACUCUGAUAUCUUAACUCUUUACAUAAUAAGAUAUUUCUUCUUAAUUAAUUUCUUUGGCUUCCAUUAUGGGCAUGUCAAUCAAUAGUAAUUAACCAAAGCUUGGUGUUAUAUUUCUACUAGCUAGCCACCAAAUCUGACCGCUUUUUUUCUCAGCUUGCCUUCCUUUUAAGAUUCUCAUGUAAUGGUUUCAUCAAUGGUAGAGGCCUUGCUUAUCUCCUUGUCGCCUUCUACGAGUUUAAUAUAUCAUUAACCAAAAUAUUUGAUGUUUCACUUUAAAGUAUAUAUUUUAAAAUAUAGGUUUUGUUAAAAGAAAAUUUGUAUUUUAUUUUUAUAACUUUAACAUUAUAUGUAUGUAUAUAUACUUUUUAAGCAAUAAU